Contarinia nasturtii (swede midge) is the source of this 1806-nucleotide messenger RNA. Its product is annotated as sialin-like. Gene Ontology annotation, molecular function: transmembrane transporter activity. Lineage: Eukaryota; Metazoa; Arthropoda; Insecta; Diptera; Cecidomyiidae. Gene Ontology annotation, biological process: transmembrane transport; monoatomic anion transport. The record is from RefSeq and is a predicted model, not a curated record. The transcript is spliced from 8 exons. Bases 201 to 1574 code for a protein of 457 amino acids. Gene Ontology annotation, cellular component: plasma membrane.
UGUAAAUUUAAUUCUAUAUAAGGGCAUUCUCAAUGCUCGAACAGACAGACAGAUUUGAGUGGUGCUUAAUGCCAUAAGGUACUUGAAUGACAUUAAAUACAUUCAAACUAUUUAAAUAUUCAAAUCGCAAAUACAAAGCAUUCUCAUACUCUGGAUUAAAUAAGAAAAUAAGUUCGCGAGAAAAAAAUUGCAAUUGAACAAUGUAUCGCAGAGGAUCAGAUUGGUGUAUUCCCGUUCGGCUGGCUGUUGGUGUGAUGGUAUUUUUCAUUUGUUUUUUUGCAUAUGUGUUGCGUUCAAAUAUUGCCAUUUCACUACUGGCAAUGGUGGAUAAAAACAACAGUGAUCCUGAUUAUGGACCACGUUAUAAAUGGACUGAUGACGAGGUUAGUUGGGUGCAAGGAGCUUUUUUCUUCGGUUCAUGUAUAUCGACAUUUCCGGCUGGAUUUCUAACCGAGUUGUAUGGCGGCUCAUUGACUACAACGAUAGCAUUGAUCAUAAGUGUUGUAUUGACAGCAUUAACACCAGCAAUGUCUAAAAUAUCGGUUUGGGCACUUUAUGUAAACCGUGUUUUAGUUGGCGUUGCCGGCGGUGUAUUCUUUCCAGCUUUGCACAAUGUUGUAUCGAAGUGGGCGCCACCAGAUGAAAAAGGAAAAUUUGUUGCAGCAUUACUUGGUGGCAAUGUUGGCACCGUCUUCACAUUUCAAUUCAGUGGUUCUGUAACAGAAUCCUAUGGAUGGGAAAUGACCUUUUAUGUUGAGGCGAUUUUAAUUCUAAUUACUGCAAUCCUUUGGAUGCUUCUGGUGUCAAAUACUCCGCAUACACACCGUUUUAUAAGCGAGAAAGAGGUUAAAUAUAUUGAAACAUCACUUGGAUCUACUGUUUCCAAAGAGAAGCAAAUACCGCCUUAUGGAAAAAUGUUUUCGUCAAUAUCCUUCAUAUCACUUAUAGUAUUACACUAUGGUAAUCUAUGGGGUUUAUUUUUUGUAUUGACAAUUGCACCGGAAUUCAUGAAUUCUUCACUUGGUUUCAACAUGAAAGAGUCGGGCAUUUACUCAAGCUUACCGCAUUUGGCACGAUUCCUAGCCGGCUUUCUUUUCGGUCAAAUUGGUGAUUACUUGCGACGGCGAAACACAAAUUCAACUUUUCUCCGAAAAUUUUUCUGUAUCUUCUCUCACAUUCUUCCCGGACUUUUGCUAUUGGCAAUUCCAUAUAUCGAAAACACCGGUCUCAUUAUAUCCCUUCUAACACUUUCAUUAGGAUUUAAUGGUUCAGCGACAUUGACCAACUUACAAAAUUCACAAGAUCUUGCACCAAAUUUUGCUGGUACAUUAUAUUCGAUUAUGAACUUUAUUGGAUUUUCUUCUGGAUUCAUUGGACCACUUUUGAAGAAUCUAUUUGUACAGUAUGGACCCAUUUACAAUUUUAAUCCAUGGUCAGCGAUGUUUAUGGUCGGCGGUGUUGGCUACAUAGUACCUGCUGUGUUGUUCUGGUUUUUGGGCACGGCUGAGGUGCAAGAAUGGAACGAAAUUAAUAAACCACGUAGUGCGGAAGAAUCACAAAAUUAUAAAAUUUAAAACGCAACGGUGAUUUAGAAAUGAAUCGGUGAAAACAAAAAUGAUUCAUGUCUCUGUUUUAAUUUAUUGAAUUUAUCAUCUGUAUAUAAAAUGUAGUGUAUCAGAUGUGGUUUACAUGUAGUGGCCAAUUAUUAUUUAUUUAAUGCAGUUUGUUAAAAAUAUUUGUAAAAUAACAUUAUUUUAUAUAAAAUAGAAAAUUAAAAAUGAUACUCGUAUCACACGAUUUGGGCAA